Molecule: messenger RNA, 2380 nt
Organism: Bacillus rossius redtenbacheri
Lineage: Eukaryota; Metazoa; Arthropoda; Insecta; Phasmatodea; Bacillidae
Exons: 4
Coding region: 122-2380 (752 amino acids)
Molecular function (GO): zinc ion binding; DNA-binding transcription factor activity
Source: RefSeq, a predicted model, not a curated record
GACCUGGCAACAUUGUUAGACGGUAAGGGAAGCCAUAAUUUCACAGACGAGAAAGCCACAUCCGAAGUUCCAAAAAAUUCGCGGGCAUUUAUUCUCCAAAUGCGCGGGUUUAACUUAUAAGAUGUCAUUCUUAAAAUUAGCAAGAAGUAAUUUAAAGAAUUAUUCAUUAAAUGAAGAUGAAACGGUAUCUGGUUUUUUUGAGUCAAAAGAAGCAUAUGAUCGAUUUUGUAAUGAACUGAAAGCUGCGGGUUAUUCUUUUUCUAUCAGAGACAGUGAAGUGCAUGCUGCAUCAAGUGAAAAUAUAAAUGAGCCAAAUUUCUAUUUUAAAUAUCACCGUGGCAUUAAUGUGCCAAAAAUUGAUUUUUUUGGGGCACCAUUUUCAAUUGAGAAGCGAAUAUUUAUGCAGUGUUCACAGGGCCCAAAAUAUUACUGCUCAAGACAAACGUCUGAUCAACUGUCUGACCAUCCAAUUUCAGCUAAGCGAAGAUUUUGUAUGCAUAAUACAAAAAAACUUGGAUGCCCAGCAUUUAUGUCUGUUAACUGUGUGCGGGUGUAUGAAGAAUAUUCAGCACCUGAUCAUAAAUUGAAGAAACGUUCCAUGGUGAAAAAAUUAAAAGGAGACUGGGAAAAAAAGACAACCCUUACAAGCCACCUUCGUUGGUAUGUAAGAGUAAGUUGUGCUGAAACCCACAAUCAUUCCGCAACAAGCCCUGCUCUUACGCAGAAAAUACAUACUGACGUUGCCACUGAAAUAAAAAGACUAGUAGAGCAAGGCAUUACAAACAUUAAAGAUGUGAAAUUUCUUCUCAAACAAUAUGUUGAAAGAAAAUUUUCUCAUGAUAAAAUACUUACCAGCCCCAAUAAAGCCAUUUACCCGGAAGACUCCACAAUUUACUCACAUGUAUACAGGGCAAUGUUUUUACAGAAACGAGACCAAAUUGACCAAGAGCUGCUGCAGAAGACAAUCAGUGAAUGGAAAAUUAAAAACAGCGAGGACUGUUUUUUUUUCAGACCCUAUGCAGAUGUUGCUGAUGGUGAUGCACCAUCGCCUUUAUUGUUUUGUCACCAAACAAAGUGGCAACAGAAGAUGCUGUUGCGGUACGGUGGUGUCUGUCUGUUAGAUGCGACUUACAAAACGACUAAAUAUGCAUUGCCACUUUUUUUUUUAGCAGUGAAGACCAAUGUUGACUACAUUGUAGUUGGUACAUUUGUUGUGCAGUCUGAAAGCACGGCACUCAUUGCAGAAGCUUUGAAUGUAUUUAGAAAAUGGCUUCCUGAAUGGCAAUCACAAUUCUGGAUGACAGAUUUUAGUGAGAUGGAAAUAAACGCGAUUGAAAGUGCCUUCCCUAAAAACACAGUGUACUUAUGUGCAUUUCACAGAGAGCAAGCCUGGUUGAGGUGGGUCAGGAAGAGUGGCAAUGUCACAUCAGGUGCAGAAGAGAUUUUAAGUACGUGGCGUGCUAUUGCAGCUUCAAGAAACGAGCACGAGUUUGAACUAAAUGUACAAAUAAUGAAUUGUAGUAAUGUCAUGCAGCAAAAUCCGAAAGCAUCCUGCUAUUUUGCUUCGCACUGGCUACCUCAUAAGCACAGGUGGGUACAGGCCUUCGGUGAAAAAGACUUUGUCACUAUAAUUCAUGCCAACAAUGGCAUUGAAAGCCAAAAUAAGGUGCUAAAGCAUUCAUAUCUGUGUAACAAUUCUGACAAAUCUUUGACCGGGAUGCUUAAAAUUGUUAUAAAUAACUAUUUACCAGAUGCAUACAAAAAAUACUGCUCCGAGAAUUCUAUCAAGGAGUUUAAUUCAGAUAUUCCAUCAUACCUGAUGAACCGACCACAGCACUUUAUAAAACAUGUUCUCACCAGGAUAAGUGCUGCUCAGUACGAUUUCACAAAGGACUCCAUCACAGAAGUCUCAGAUGGGAUUUUUGCAGUUGAGAGUUCUACAGAUAAGGGAAGAAUGUACUAUGUUAAUUUUGAUGAUGCCUCGUGUAGUUGCAUGGACUUUAUGACUUUUAGAUUUCCUUGCAAACAUAUGUGUGCAGUAUUUGAAUUUUUGCCCAAUUGGAGUUUCCUUCAGCUAAAUUCUGCAUACAUUACCAGUCCAUACAUCACACUUGAUUCAGAGAACAGUUUCUGCACCUUGGAAGGAUUCAGCAAUCCUUCCUCAGCAAAUAGUACCUCUGACGUGACCUCUCAAAGAACACAAAUUACACCUGAUGUAUCUCUACCAUCGGAAAUAAUCGAACAUCAACAAAAUUUUCGAGAGAAACUGUACAGAUUAAUAGAUUUAUCAUAUGUGUGUGAGGACAGUACCUUCCUCUGCGAGGCAACAAUGUUUGCACAAGACAGAAUUAAUGAAAUGGAAAAAAAAAGUUCAACCUGA